This is a messenger RNA of Nipponia nippon (crested ibis), 2139 nucleotides long. RefSeq names its product dishevelled segment polarity protein 1 (gene DVL1). Gene Ontology annotation, molecular function: frizzled binding. NCBI's taxonomy places the organism in Eukaryota, Metazoa, Chordata, Aves, Pelecaniformes, Threskiornithidae. Gene Ontology annotation, biological process: intracellular signal transduction; canonical Wnt signaling pathway. Gene Ontology annotation, cellular component: cytosol. The record is from RefSeq and is a predicted model, not a curated record.
AUGGCGGAGACUAAAAUCAUCUACCACAUAGACGAGGAGGAGACCCCCUAUCUGGUGAAGCUGCCCGUCCCGCCGGAAAAAGUCACUCUGGCCGAUUUCAAAAAUGUCCUCAGCAACCGGCCCGUCCACAGCUACAAGUUCUUCUUCAAGUCCAUGGACCAGGAUUUCGGGGUGGUAAAGGAGGAGAUCUCGGAUGACAAUGCAAAGCUACCUUGCUUCAAUGGAAGAGUGGUGUCCUGGCUGGUCCUGGCUGAAAGCUCCCACUCUGACACAGGCUCCCAGUGCACCGAGAGCCACACUGACCUUCCGCCACCCAUUGAGAGAACAGGCGGCAUUGGAGACUCCCGGCCUCCAUCAUUCCACCCAAAUGCUGCCAGCAGCCGGGAUGGCCUGGACAACGAAACAGGAACAGAGUCAGUUAUUAGCCACCGGCGAGACAGACAUCGGCGGAGAAAUAGAGAAGGGCACGAGGAUGUCCCUCGGAUCAAUGGCCAUCCGAAACUGGACAGACACCGUGAGCACCCUCCUGGUUAUGACAGCUCUUCUACCAUGAUGAGUAGUGAGCUGGAAUCCAGCAGCUUCAUUGACUCUGAUGAUGAUGACAACACAAGCAGGUUGAGUAGCUCCACUGAGCAAAGUACUUCAUCCCGGCUCAUACGGAAGCAUAAACGCAGGAGGAGGAAACAAAGGAUGCGGCAGAUUGACAGGUCGUCUUCGUUCAGCAGCAUCACUGAUUCUACCAUGUCCCUAAAUAUCAUCACUGUCACACUCAACAUGGAAAAGUAUAACUUCCUGGGAAUCAGCAUUGUAGGACAGAGCAAUGACCGGGGUGAUGGUGGCAUAUACAUUGGCUCUAUUAUGAAAGGAGGGGCUGUGGCAGCAGAUGGCCGAAUUGAACCAGGAGACAUGCUUCUGCAGGUGAACGAUGUCAAUUUUGAGAACAUGAGCAAUGACGAUGCAGUACGAGUUUUACGGGAAAUAGUCUCCAAACCAGGACCUAUCAGCCUAACAGUAGCCAAAUGCUGGGACCCUACUCCCAGGAGUUACUUCACCAUCCCCAGGGCUGAACCAGUGAGGCCAAUUGACCCUGCAGCGUGGAUCUCUCAUACCACAGCCAUGACGGGAGCGUACCCCCGUUACGGUAUGAGCCCCUCCAUGAGCAUCACCACAUCUACCAGCUCCUCACUAACAAGCUCAAUUCCCGAUUCGGAAAAAUUAGAAGAAUCUCCCUUAACUGUGAAGAGUGACAUGGCUACUAUUGUCAAGGUUAUGCAGCUACCAGACUCAGGCCUUGAAAUCCGGGACAGGAUGUGGUUAAAAAUUACCAUCUCCAAUGCAGUGAUAGGAGCAGAUGUGGUUGACUGGCUUUACACACACGUGGAAGGCUUCAAAGACCGACGGGAGGCUAGAAAAUACGCCAGCAGCAUGUUAAAACAUGGCUACCUCAGGCACACUGUGAACAAAAUCACCUUCUCGGAACAGUGCUAUUAUGUCUUUGGAGACCUCUGUGGCAAUAUGGCUGCACUGAACCUUAACAAUGGUUCUAGCGGAGCCUCGGAUCAGGAUACCCUUGCUCCACUCCCACAUCCUGCUGCUCCCUGGCCAUUAGGCCAAGGAUACCCGUAUCAGUAUCCUCUGCCCCCUCCAUGUUUUCCACCAGCAUACCAAGACCCAGGCUUUAGCUAUGGUAGUGGCAGUGCAGGGAGCCAGCAAAGUGAAGGAAGCAAAAGCAGUGGCUCGAACCGAAGCAACAGCGAGAACAGCAGGAGAGCUCUGGGCAGAGAGAAGGACCGCAAGUCGGCUGGCAGCGGCAGCGAGUCUGACCACACUGCCCGCAGCGGCGGCGGCGCCAGUGUCGUCCGUCGGGAGAGGCCUGUCAGCCAGCUCAGCCACCGGAGUCACGUCUCUGCCACCCACAGCGAGAGAAGCCACCACAGCCAUCAUUCUUACGGGCCUCCAGGAGUCCCACCCCUCUACAAUCUCCCCAAGCUGGGCUCCAAAGUCUACGGGACGAGCGGACCCCCUGGAGGGCCCCCCGUGAGGGAACUGAGCUCUGUUCCUCCAGAGCUGACGGGGAGCCGGCAGUCCUUCCAGAAGGCGAUGGGCAACCCUUGUGAAUUCUUUGUCGACAUCAUGUGA